Molecule: messenger RNA, 1128 nt
Organism: Diachasma alloeum
Lineage: Eukaryota; Metazoa; Arthropoda; Insecta; Hymenoptera; Braconidae
Product: protein-lysine N-methyltransferase EEF2KMT
Exons: 3
Coding region: 23-973 (316 amino acids)
Source: RefSeq, a predicted model, not a curated record
ACAAAACCUCGCGUGCGUCAAAAUGAGUGAAUCCACUGGCAUAAACUCGAUUCAGAGGAAAUUUCUCUCGUGUUUUCCCAUUUCUGCGUUUAAUAUACCCCAGAAAGUAGAUUUAAAGGGGCAGAUAGAGAUUUUUAAUGCAACUGUGGGCGACUCUCGGGUUCUUGAGUAUCCGAUCAAGCGCGAGUAUCAACGAAAAUUCGUUCGAAAGAUUAUAGAGUCGUUGGAAAAUGAUGAGAACAAUGAGAUUUAUGAAUUGUUUUAUGAGGCUCUUUGCGAGUUCUUGUCCAAGGGCACUGGUGAUGAUGAAAAAACUCACUAUCGUCAUUUUCUCAUGGGAAGUGAGGGGAACAUUGACAGGUUGAUCAUUCAGGAGAGCAGGAGCUUGAUUUCUGAAGGAACUACUGGGCUCUGUAGUUGGCAGGCAGCUCUGGCACUUGGUGAAUGGUGUGUCCUCCACAAAGACUUUCUGAAAACAAAAAAAAUCUUGGAACUGGGGUCAGGAGUAGGAUUAACAGGUCUCACAGUCUUGAGUCGCUGUUCCCCAGAAAAAUUUAUUUUUUCCGACUGUCAUCCCAGUGUUUUGACCCUCCUGAGGGCCAAUGUCCAUCGUCACUCCCCAAAAAUCAAUCCUCCCCACGAAAUAAUCGAUUUACCGUGGGAAAAUAUCGACGAGAACUUGGGAAAUCGUCUGGAUGUCGAUCUGGUAAUCGCAGCUGAUGUCAUUUACGACAAAUCCCUCUUUCCCUCGUUGAUCAACGGUUUAAAAAUACUCAUAUCUUCCGGGCACUGUUUCGGGGUCAUUGCAAUGACUGUCAGGAACGAGGAAACUAUCUCAGAAUUUUUCCAACAACUGAAUUCUGGGGGAUUCAGUUAUGAGGAAACAGACACUCCGGAGUUUUCAAUAUUUAUUAGAAGUGAUGAUACUCCAGUCAAAAUAAUUAAAUUAUUUUACUCCAAUAAAAAGAAUUGAGAAAAAUCGAGUGAAAGUUUAUUCGGGAAACUAGUGGAUAAAAUUGAUCGACCCCAAAAUUAUUUUCAGACUUAAGUUUAUUCAACUACAGUGUACAUAAACUACGAAAAAAAAGGAAAGAAAUUAUUUCAUAAAUACAAAGUACAAAGGGUAUU